AUGGAUUCAAGAGCAAGAAAAUUGGUGAAUCUCGCCAUAAAUAAUGACAGUGCAGCAAUGAAUGAGAACACAGGUGACGAAAACCCAUUCAGUAAUCCACAACCAAGUACAUCUGGAACCCUAAAACAAUUUAUUUUAGAUCAAAAAGUAAGUGACUUUUCUAGUGACGAUUCUGUGGCUGAUCCUAACUACACUCCGGGCAGUCCUAGCUUACUUACACAUCAUAAAGAAAUGGAAAUUGCUGUUCCUAAUGCAUCAGUGGAUAUGCAUAUAACGCCAGGCAAUUAG
Messenger RNA from Parnassius apollo (apollo), 288 nucleotides. NCBI's taxonomy places the organism in Eukaryota, Metazoa, Arthropoda, Insecta, Lepidoptera, Papilionidae. The record is from the annotation of a GenBank genome assembly.